GUACUAUUACUCGUUAUCCGAGUCCCCUCCUAUGGGAAAUUGGCAGUCUCAACACGGGAAGGGGACUCGGAUCACGAGGAGUAAUUAGACAGUUAAAUAGUGUUUUUAAUGUGAUUAAUUUUGUUUUAUUUAGUGUUUUUGAUCAUUGUUUCAUCAACUUGGAAGAAUAUACAGCCACAGGAGAGAAAAGAAAAAGACUAUUAUUGUCGUUUGAAAAAGUGUCCGAGUCAUUUGUCAUUGUGUCAAUGGGAAAACGUGUGGUGGAAGGAAGUCCCCGUUCAGUGAGAAGCUUCGCACCGUUUCGCACCGCGAACAAUAGAUUUCUUUUGAAAAUCUUCCAACCGUGGAUUCCAUUGAAAGUUUGCUGAUAUUUGAGGUGUGUCUCAAGUUUGUCCCCAGUGACUUGGAUGACGAGAAGGCCUAAUUAUCUAGAUAAGCCUGGCACAGGGAGGUACGUUCAUCUAAUGGAUGUCACACCAAGAGCAGUACCCUCACACAUGAGAUGAAUUGGAAGAAUAUUGUUCCUUUAUCACUAGGACUGCUCACUGGAGUACUUUCAGCCAUCAGUCUGUUGCAGUACCAGGCAUUGGUCAUGCCAAGCAUCGCGCCCGAUCCCGAAUACUCAUUGGGAGGGACCACCUUCUACUUUGUAUCGCUCCUCAAGAGGAGAGACUCGGAGAAGACGAAGCAGAAAGGUGAUGGCAGAAUUAAUGGCAAUGAUGAUGGCAGUAUAGAAGAGUGGCUCAGUCAUGAAGGAAAUGAGAAUAUGGGUAGGGCAAAGCGUGAGAAUGCGGAGGGAGAGGAAAACGGGAAGGAAGUGACAGGACUCCAUGGAGACUUAAAGGAUAUAGGCUCAGGAAAUGCUUUUGAUACUUCCCUCGAUGCUCAAUCUUCCAAGGACAAGACGAAGAUCCUCUGCAUGGUUGCACUUGCAGGACUGGACGUUGCAAGCUAUGCCACGUACAGCACAACCCUACAAAAUACAUGGGGGAAACACUGCAGCAGGGUUCUGUUUGUGAGCGACAGGUCCAUCCAUGUGCAAGCAAACAUUCUUCGAACAGACCUUAAACCUGGGGAAUCUCACUCUUGGUCAAGGACUAAGAUCCUGCUGAAGGAGGCAUAUAGUUUUGUAGAAGAGUUUGAUUGGUUUGUCAAAGUGCCCUAUGAUGGAUUUGUGGUCUUAGAGAACCUUAGACAUCUCGUACAGCUCCAUCAAACUAACAUCCUGGGUUACAUCGGCCAAGUUUUUGAGGGACCUGGUAGAGACGGCUCUGUCUUUGUCUUGAGUCGCUAUGCAAUGGAACUAAUAGUGCCUACCCUAAUCACCUGCACCCCUAGAUAUCUGCAAGGUUUUGAUGAUGGUGAGGUGUUGGAAUCCUGCUUAAGGAACGUUGAUGUGGUCUCCUUGACGAAUGGGCGUGACCAGUCUGGUAUCUUCAGAUUCCAGAUGAAAGUCCCUGAAUUGGAACUACCUCGUCUUGCUACAAGCCGUAUGCAGUGGAACUUGAAAUACAUUAAACACCCAGAAAGACAGGAUGAGAGUUGUUGCGAGGAGUAUCCAGUCAUUUUCCAUGCUGUUGAUGUUAAAGAGAUGUACACGUUGGAAUAUGCCAUUUAUCAUCUCAGACCCUUUGGCAUAGGCAACUAUAUGUGCCCCUCUACCAGUGGACUGAGGUGAUGUCUGCAACCUUUCAUGACCAGAACAAUAGAACUUGGGGGCUGCAGGUUAGUGGAUAUGUGCUGACAGAGUAUGACGAGGGCCAGGAUUUGAUUGCUGUAGGAAAAUAUGGGAGUUUUCACACAGGUGUAAUAAGGUAUGAUGCAAAGAGUGAUCACCUCUGUGAUCUGAUGAACAGAGUUGCAAUGAUCAAGUGGUUUGUAAUGGAGUCAUUUUUCAUAACGUGUUUAUUCAAAUGCGGAAUAUUUUUGUUGAGAAAAUUAUUUUAAAUACCACACCUUUUUGCUUGGGAGGCAUUCUAUGUAAAUACUUCAAUGUCAAGCAAAGUCUGUUUUGUUUAAAUCUGUUAGUUUCAUGUACCUUAGUAAGACUAGAGUCAGACACUUGUGUUGGAAAACUUGUCAGACUGCAAAUGUUAAAACUCUCCUGUUGAGUAUAAGUAAAUUGAACUAGUAUUAGUAAUGUCUACAACUCUCCAAUGGUCACAUUGAAAGCAAAAAUGGUGGAGGAUGAACAAUUUUUCACACGUGUCGUGGAUAAAUUGUUGCCACAUCUGUUGAUUAAUAUCUCAUUUUGAAGCUAGAACUAUAGGCCAAAUAUAUUAAUAUAAAUCAGAUUGUAUAUAAUAUAGGAACAAAAACUACAGGGGGUGGAGGAGCCAAUGGAUGCGGAGCUGGUGGGGGUGGUGAAUGAUAGAAUGUUAAUUAAACUUAAUUAAUAACUUUAUAUUAUAUGAAAUAGGACUGUCAGCCUCAUAUUUCUAGGUAAUUUAAAAGGAAGGAACUAUUAAAAUUUGACAAUUUCGAAAAUAUGCAGAUGUGAGGUACAUGUGCAAGUUACAUGUACAUGUAGCUCUGAUCUGCAACAGUAUCAUUUAGUAAUUUUGAGAAAUUAGGUUAAUUAUCUAAUGUCUAACUUGAAUUUUUAGUAUAAAACUUUUGUAUCAGUGUAACAAACUUUCCUACCAAUUAUGUAGUCAAUUUGCCAAGCAUAAUUAUAAAAUUAUAAACGGUGACAGUCAUUUUUUUUUUUUGGGGGGGGGGGAUAGUAGAAUUAAACGUUGUUAAUGAAUUAGUGUAAUUAAUAUGUAUACAAUAACAGAUUAUUUGUUUUUGUUAUGGAUUUAACUAUUGAUGUUACAAGAUUGAAAAUGCAAAAUACUAGGGUGAUCAAAUGUACAUGUACUUGUACAUGCAGCUUUAACUUUUGACACCAUUUUUGUGGAGCAGGUCCAAUUUUGGAAAAAUGCAUUUGAGAAUUCUUAUUUACAUGUACAUGAAUGUCAAUGUAUUAAUUAGCAGUUAAUGAGUCAUUUAAAAAAGGAAUAACAAAGGUACAUGUAUUUUUGGACUCAAAACUUUUUCAUUAUUUACAGAACGGAAAUACCUAUAUAAACAUAUCAAUUUUUUUUUAACCAAUUUUCCCUUUUUUUGCGAAAUUGGACCACCUUUUGACAUGCGACCCAUUAUUAUUUUUUUUCACAAGUAUGUUACAAAUUUACAUGAAGGUAGAGUUGAUAGAUAAAAGAGAUAUCAUACAAAUACAUCAGGCUUUGAGAAAGUAUAGUGGGAACUAUUUAUCUGAGGUUGGAUUGGCAAUAACUAUUUUUCUCGAAUACAUGUAGAACACAUUGCUUGUCCAACCGAGGAUUAAUAAUUCACACUAUGCAUUCGAAAGAAACGCCUGAUAUAUUUGUUUUAUAUCCCUCUUUAACUUGUGGACCUAGUCCUUGCUAAUGGUUAACUAAAUCUACUGGACCUAGUCCUACUCUAACAUUAGGCCUGUUGAGCUAUAAAUGCUAGGCAGUUCCUGGGUAGGCUGCGCGCGGCUUCUACCCGACUGCACUUAAUGAGAGGUCCGCUGAGCUGCGUUGGCCGUUGCUGCAGUUGCACUCAAAAUGUAAAUAGAUAUGGGCAGGCUAAAUAUAGACCUGUCUAGAUUCUAACUUAUUGUGCUCUAAAAAUUAGUAUCGGAUUUUGACUCACCUUGCCAGGUAUAUUUAUUCAAAAUUUAAGGAUCCUGUAUGAAUGGUCGUCGGAAUUAUAUUUUCUGCAUAGUAAUCUAGACCCAAUUCCACAGUGUUUUUUCAAAUUGUCGGUAGGGGAAAGUCAUUUGAGCAAGAGCUUGUAUUUUUAAAUUUAUUUAUGAUUGAUUACGGAUGAUCUGGGUCAAGUCAGGGAGCAUGCGCAGUUCAACGUUGAGAGAAAAUAUCGAGCGUGAGCAUGCUUAGUUCUGCCCAUGAAAGUAUAUCGAAAAAAUAUAUAUACAGAGCUGCGAGAAAGCAAUAUGGAGCUACUUGCAGCGAUGUGUUUUCCUAAUGAAAUUAUACUUUGUCACAUGAUCAUGAAUUCACCAACCGUUUAUCUAGAAUACUCAUGAAUAUUCAUAAGAGGGAUAUAAACAUUUAAGACUAUCCUUAAGAA
Messenger RNA from Lytechinus pictus (painted urchin), 4101 nucleotides. RefSeq names its product glycoprotein-N-acetylgalactosamine 3-beta-galactosyltransferase 1-like. NCBI's taxonomy places the organism in Eukaryota, Metazoa, Echinodermata, Echinoidea, Temnopleuroida, Toxopneustidae. The record is from RefSeq and is a predicted model, not a curated record. The coding region runs from base 503 to 1678 and encodes 391 amino acids. The transcript is spliced from 3 exons. Gene Ontology annotation, molecular function: N-acetylgalactosaminide beta-1,3-galactosyltransferase activity.